Messenger RNA from Drosophila gunungcola (fruit fly), 4977 nucleotides. It is a transcript of the gene bab1, whose product is annotated as protein bric-a-brac 1. The record is from RefSeq and is a predicted model, not a curated record. Gene Ontology annotation, cellular component: nucleus. Gene Ontology annotation, molecular function: protein binding; DNA binding. Gene Ontology annotation, biological process: regulation of transcription by RNA polymerase II. Lineage: Eukaryota; Metazoa; Arthropoda; Insecta; Diptera; Drosophilidae.
CCUUAUGAAAAAGUCACCGGCAAACUUCAUGCCAAUAUCAGCCAUAUUUUCGCCGAUUUGCCAAUUUCCGGAGGUUCCCCGUGGAAUUUGUUCCUCACUUUUUGACCGGUGGUAGUGGUCCAAGGGACAGUACCCCACCCUCUCCUGCCCAGCGCCUCCGAAAAAUAUUAGGCCUAAGCUCGCUCUUCGCUGCAUUUUGGGGCAACUUCCGUUUCCUCACGCACGCACACUUGCCACUUGCCACUUGCAGCAGCGACGCAUCCUUUUUCGCAGUAGUGGCUGGUAGUGGUAGUGGUAGUGCACCAGCGCCAAAGCAGCGCCAAAAGCGCCAAAAUUUUUGGGGGUUGCAAUGGCGAGAGGCCGAGAACGAGGACGAGUGCGAGUGCGAGUGCGAGUGCGAGUACGAAGGACGAAGGACGAUGCCGAUGACGAAGGACGAAAGCCGAUUCCGAGUCCGAAUUUUGAGUUCGAGGAGAGCCAAAACGCAGCGCAGGAGCAAAGGAAUGUGGCCAACAAAAACGUUGUUGCCGUUUGUUGCCGGCGUUUUUUGGCGCCUACAGUUCGCCGAUUUCAUUUUCUCUGCCGUCGGUGCUGCAUGCUCCAUUCUCGAAUGUCGAUUCUCCACACACUCGCCACUCAGUUCUCAGCCGCGUUUCGCUGCCGCCGUCGCAUUUUCCUCCUUUGCCACACAACAACGCCGGCAGAGCGGAGAAACUGGCGAACUCGCAUCGCCUCGCAUCGCCUCGCAUUUCGCGAACUAUUCGCAACUUCGUCGCGAACUCAGUCGCAGCCUGAGAGCAACAACUACAAAAAGCAGCAAAAGGCAGCAACAGCAACAGCAGCAGCAGCAGUUGCUGCAACAGCAACGUUCAACGUAGGCAGCCCCCCUCGGCGACCCUCAGUUUUCCACAUCGUCUCGUGGCCAUCGUCGUAGUCGUCGUGUGUUAAGUUUGUUUUGAGUUUUUCCGUAUCAAAAUGUGCAAAACGAUUUCAGUCUAAUUCAGACGCUCGUGCUGAGAAGACUUUUGGCCCUGUUUGUUGGCCAACACAUAUAUAGCCAUAGAACACGGCACACAGAACACUCAACGGAACUGAACACUGAACACUGAACACUGAACUGAAACCAAACUGAACACGACACACGAGACGAGUAGCGAAACGAACUGAAAGAACGAGGCGGGCUAAUUGCCAAAUGGCCACGUAGUGCGCGUAACGUAACGAAUACGUAAAACACACUCACACACACACACACACACACACGGAUACUCACAUGUACAUGCCCACUCUCAGUUGAGCGUCGUAAUUGUCGCGGUUUUUUCGUACGCUUUUGUUUUUUUAACGCCAUGUGAAGAGGAGCGAGUCGUGUAACGUAACGUAACGUAACGUAACGCGUGCCAACGUUAAACGAUCAACGAUCAACGAUCAGCUGUAGACAAAAUGGCGUCGGCGCAAACGGAUGCCAAAUUAGCUGUGGCGCCCGACCAGGGACCAGUGACACAAAGGCAGCGCAAAGGUUCGGGAUCGGGCACAGGUUCGCCGAAAAGCAAUCGCAAUUCGCCCAGUCAGGAGGAGGAGAAGCGUACGAAGAGCGAGGAUCGCACUUCACCUGUCACCUCGAGGGAUGAGGAUAAGGAUGCACAAGGGCAAGGACAAGGAGGUGGAGGUGGAGGUGGAGGUGGAGGUGGAGGAAAUGGAUCGUCCCCUAUCAGUUCGCCACAGGGCAGAUCCUCUUCGGUGGCCUCGCCCAGUUCCAGCUCCCAGCAAUUCUGCCUGCGUUGGAACAACUAUCAGACGAAUCUGACCACCAUCUUCGAUCAGCUGCUGCAGAACGAGUGCUUCGUGGAUGUGACACUGGCCUGCGAUGGUCGCUCCAUGAAGGCCCACAAAAUGGUCCUGUCCGCCUGCUCGCCCUACUUUCAAACCCUAUUGGCCGAAACGCCCUGCCAGCAUCCCAUUGUGAUCAUGAGGGAUGUGAACUGGUCGGAUCUGAAGGCCAUUGUUGAGUUCAUGUACCGUGGCGAGAUCAAUGUGAGCCAGGAUCAGAUUGGUCCGCCUAGGAUAGCCGAGAUGCUGAAGGUGCGCGGCCUGGCGGAUGUGACCCACAUGGAAGCGGCCACGGCAGCGGCGGCGGCAGCUUCCUCCGAGCGAAUGCCCUCGCCCAAGGAGGGCACUUCCGGCUCCAGAGCCACCGAAAACGAGAGGGAAUCCGAGGAGCUACUGGCCUUCAUGCAACCGGAGAAGAAACUGCGCACGGACUGGGAUCCCGCUGAACUGAGACUCUCCCCGCUGGAGCGACAGCAGGGCAGGAAUGUGAGAAAGCGACGCUGGCCCUCGGCGGACACGAUCUUCAAUGCCCCCGCACCGCCCAGUCCGCUGAGCAGUUUGAUAGCCGCCGAACGGAUGGAGAUGGAGCAAAAGGAGCGGGAAAGGCAGCGGGACUGUUCGCUGAUGACGCCACCGCCGAAGCCGCCAUUGAGCGGUGGUGCAGUAGCGGCGGCAGCGGUGGCACGACGUCUGGAGACCGCCAUCCAUGCUUUGGACAUGCCAUCGCCGGCUGCCACGCCAGGACCCAUGUCCCGAUCCUCGCGACCCCACUCGCAGAGUCCACAGCAAGGUCAGCAGCAAGGUCAGCCGCAAGGUCAGCAGCAGGGUCAGCACUCCCUGCCCCUGCCCCUGCCCCUGCACCCGCACCACCAUGCACCACCUGCCCCACAUCCAUCCAUCCAGUCAUCUGGAUCCUCACAUCAUCCGCCCUCGUCCGCUGGAGAAUCGCGUUUUCCAAUGGGACCCGCUGCCGCCAUGGCUGCGGCCAUGGAGUUGAGCGGUUUGGGACCGGGACCGCCCGCUGAGCCACGACUACCGCCCCCAACGCCGCACCACCAUGGUGGAGGUGGAGUGGCUGGUGGGGGAGUGGGAGUGGGAUUGGGCGGAGGAGUGGGCUCCGGCGGGGGAUCGUCUCUAGCCGAUGACAUGGAGAUCAAGCCCGGCAUCGCCGAAAUGAUACGAGAGGAGGAAAGGGCCAAGAUGAUGGAGAACUCGCAUGCCUGGAUGGGUGCCACUGGGUCCACGCUGGCAGCAGACAGCUACCAGUACCAGCUGCAGUCGAUGUGGCAGAAGUGCUGGAACACCAACCAGAACCUGAUGCACCACAUGCGCUUCCGGGAACGGGGUCCGCUGAAGUCCUGGCGUCCCGAGACCAUGGCCGAGGCCAUAUUCAGUGUGCUGAAGGAGGGCUUAUCCCUGUCGCAGGCUGCCCGCAAAUACGACAUCCCGUAUCCCACGUUCGUGCUGUAUGCCAAUCGGGUGCACAACAUGCUGGGACCCUCCAUCGACGGUGGGCCCGAUCUGCGGCCCAAGGGGCGUGGCAGGCCGCAGAGGAUUCUGCUGGGCAUCUGGCCGGAUGAGCACAUCAAGGGCGUCAUCAAGACGGUGGUUUUCCGCGACACGAAGGACAUUAAGGACGACAGCCUGGCCGCUCACAUGCCGCCCUACGGUCGACAUUCGGACCUGCCGCUGAGCUAUCCCGGCGCAAGUGGCGCCCUGGCAGGAGCGCCCAGUUCCCUGGCCUGUCCAAAUGGCAGCGGUCCGCAGGCGGGAGUGGGCGUGGGCGUGGGCGUGGGCGGUGAGCAGCACAUGUCGCAGGAAACGGCCGCUGCGGUGGCCGCCGUGGCCCACAACAUCCGGCAGCAGAUGCAGAUGGCAGCGGCCGUCCAGCAUCAAGGAUCUCAGCAUCAGCCGGUGCCGCCGGGCCUGUUUAACCUGCCGCCCCAUCCGGGCGUGGGCGGUGGCGUAGGCGUGCCGGGGGCGGGCGGAGGCAGGGCCAGCAUAUCGCCGGCCUUGAGCAGCGGCUCCGGGCCCAGGCACGCCCCGUCGCCCUGCGGUCCCCUCGUCCCGAAUCUGCCGCCCAGCAUGGCCAUCGCCUUGCACCACCAACAGCAGCAGCAUCAGCACGGGGAACGUAGACCUUGUGGCUGUCCCUUUGGUCCUUGGCCAUGCCCCCAUCAUCACCAUCAGCAGCAGCAGCAGCAGCAGCUUCACCACCAGGUGGGCGGUGGCCUGCCGCACAAGUCCGGUUUCGGUGCCAGUUCCAGUUCCUCCGCCUCCUCCGCAAUGGGUCAGCACCCGCCCAAGGCCAAAGGCAGUCCGCUGCGCAGCGAAACACCCCGACUGCAUUCACCGCUGGGCGAUCUUGGCCUGGACAUGGCCGGCUACAAGCGGGAGUUCUCGCCCAGUCGCCUCUUCGCCGAGGAUCUGGCCGAGCUGGUGGGCGCCAGUGUCUCAUCCUCCUCGUCCUCGGCGGCUGCGGCAUCGGCUCCGCCAGAGAGAUCGGUAGGAGGUGGGUCAGCGGCGGCGGGAACAGAUGCGCCCAGCUCCUCGAGUGGCGGUGGCAUCAAGGUGGAACCCAUUACCACCACUAGCGAGUAAUGAAUUGAUAAUGAGUGAACUAAAAUCUGAAGCUCCAGCAGCUUUACUCGACACAUGUGCACCUAUACCUUGGUUAGUUAACUACAUUUUGGUUAAAAUCUUAUUUUUAAAUAGAGGAAAACUUUUGCUUAAAAUGCUUUUAAGUUUAACUUGAUUUAACACAAUGUAACAAACUAUUUAAGCAACAAGUUUUAGCAAUAAAAUUAUUCUCUAUAACAUGAUCAAAACUCAUUAUACAUAAUAUAUCCAAGAGUUUUUUUAACUUUACGAAAAAUCAAAGCCGCAUUUUCCAUAUGUAAAUAAAAUAAAUAUAAACUAUAAAUACAUUUUAAAGGUUUCUCCAAAUCUUCGUUAUUUGCUAAAAAAAAAAAAAAAGCAAAUCAACAAAUUUCCAUACCUAUAUCCAAUCGAAUUUAAACAUAAGCUUUACAUAAUAUUAUUUUUUUAUUUUAAAAUGUAAGACUAGCCCAAGGUAUGUGUAUACAUGUGCCCGUUUUCCUCUAGUUUCUACCUAGUUUCUAUUCCUAGCGUACUUAUUGAAUCAAAAUUUGA